Messenger RNA from Lytechinus variegatus (green sea urchin), 1136 nucleotides. It is a transcript of the gene med22, whose product is annotated as mediator of RNA polymerase II transcription subunit 22-like. The record is from RefSeq and is a predicted model, not a curated record. Gene Ontology annotation, biological process: regulation of transcription by RNA polymerase II. Gene Ontology annotation, molecular function: transcription coregulator activity. Lineage: Eukaryota; Metazoa; Echinodermata; Echinoidea; Temnopleuroida; Toxopneustidae. Gene Ontology annotation, cellular component: mediator complex. The transcript is spliced from 4 exons. The coding region runs from base 308 to 754 and encodes 148 amino acids.
CAGAGGGGAUGAUUUGGAAGAGUACCCCAUAUAUUAUGAGACGAGGCCUCUAUCACUAUGCGCAAUUUCUUAUGCAUGCAAAUUAAUAGGUUUUAUCACGAUCUUUUGUCUGAGAUACUCGAAUAGCACGUUAGGGAAAUCGCAAGCAAAGAGGUAACGUCUGGAGUGGAGUCAUAGUGGCCGGAGUGCAGAGAAGAAGUGGAGAUCUUGUCUUGAACACUAAGUUAGCUAUUUAGGAGGUCCGAGUGGUAAAGGCAAGCUUAAGGAUUCAUUCUGAACUGUGUAUGAUAAAGCAGCUCAGUUCAAAAUGUCUCUUGGACAUGCUGGCCAGCAGCAACCACAGAGGGCGCUCACCCAAAGUAAAGACACCCAACUCAAGUCGUACAAGCGAAGACUUAAAGAUGAUGUAUCGUCCAUACUCGACAACUUUACAGAGAUCCUAAAACUCGCCAAGGUGGAGGAUGAAACACAGGUUGCAAGACAAUCUCAGGGAGAGCAGGACCAGACUGAAAUGCAAGUCAGAGCGGCUAACAUUGUUCGAGCAGGGGAGUCUCUCAUAUCGUUGGUUGCAGACAUCAAGCAGUUCCUCAUCUUGAACGACUUUCCCCUGGCCAAUGAGAACAUCGAGAAGAGGGCUCGUUUCUUGAGCAACGUCCAAAACAACGUUGACUCAAAGAUAAUGCAGCUCCGGGAUGAACUUUCAAAUGACCUCUACGAGAUAGAGGAAGAAUACUACUCUUCGAAGUAUAAAUGAUAAAAUUGUCACCAUCUCAUUUAAAAACUAGUCUUCACCGAUCAUGCGAGUAUACGUGAAUGGACUGUUCAUGCGCGACCUGUCGUGAUCAGAUUAAGCAUCAUCAAAUACUUCUUGAAUAACUAUGCAGUGAUUCAUCAUCUAUGUGGGAUCAUCAAGGUUAUGAAUGAUAGUGUCAUCCAUGACUGGUCUCCAGAGAUGUUUUGCAGGAUGCUUUGAAGAUUAUAGAAUGGACCGUUGGCUACCUGUCAUGAUGUGACCAUGCAGUGCCUAAAACAAUGUCUCUGGAAUAUUGCAGCUUUUUCCAGAACUAUACAAUAAUCUUUACGAGAUUGAAGAGGACAAGAUCAUGCGAAUAUUGUAGUAAUCUGAUCAAGACCUA